AUGACUGCUCAGAUGGCGAGUGAAUCUACAGUUGAAGCCGAUGGUGUUGUUGAUGUUGGUCAGGGCAUAGUGGAUAUACAGCGUGACGGAAAAAGCGUAAUAAGAGGAAUAGAAGAGUUUUAUUCUACAAAUGACAUAAAUUAUGGCGUAGUUUCUGAAAGUUUGGCAGCUUUCUUAUUUUUUAAUGGAAUAACUUUGAAAUAUGUUGCUGCUAUGAUAGCUGAAAAAAAGUUUCAAUACCUUUACGAAGAAAUAACAAAGGAUUGGCAAGCCAACGUUGAAGAUGAUAACGAAAUAGCCAUCCAGCACGAUUGGGCCACUAAAGGAUAUAAAAUAACGAUGGUUAUAUACUGGUUAUUACCAAUAAACGCCGUAUUGUUUUGCACAAUGCCUGCAGUAGUCCCAAAUCUUUUAAAUAUUAUUUUACCUGGAGAUACUAUCUACAACAAGACUCGAAUUGUUGAAGUGGAAUAUUUCAUAAUUUCUGAAGAACAGUAUUGGUUCCUGUUUACUCAUUGUUUGUUGUCACUUUUGGCCGUUAUGAACAUCUUAACAGCUAUAGAUGGAACUUACGUAAAUUGUAUUCACCAUGUUAUUGGACUUAUUAGAAUUACAUGUUAUAGAUUAACCAAUACUGUAAAAAAUAUGAAUGAUUCACUAAAAGGUAUGACUCAUGAAUCAGAAAGCUAUUAUUAUAAUCAAAUCGUUGACGUUAUAAAACUACAUCAGAAAUGCAUUAGAUUCGCUAAUUUCAUCGAAAUUGCGUACAGUAAAAUUUUCUUUGCAGUCACCGUAUUUUAUUUAAUUGGAUUUGGUACAUAUGCUAUAAAUCUAGUGUUCAGUUUACACCAACCACUUCUGUUUAUAAAAUUUAUGGUAGGAUUUAUUGGUGCUGCAUUCUACAUGUUUUUUUAUUUCUGGCCAGGACAGAAAUUACUUGAUAGUAGUGAUGAACUGUUCAAUUCAAUAUGUCAAUGUCAGUGGUAUAAGCUUACAACGAAACUUAAAUUCCUGAUAAGUUUCAUGAUGCUACGAUCUACUGUACCGUUUCGUUUAACAGCUGGACCAAUGAUUGAAAUGAAUUUUAGAAACGUCUUUCUUGUAAAAUUAUUUUUUUAUAGUUUUGCAUAG
This is a messenger RNA of Copidosoma floridanum, 1131 nucleotides long. RefSeq lists its product as uncharacterized. Gene Ontology annotation, biological process: detection of chemical stimulus involved in sensory perception of smell; sensory perception of smell. NCBI's taxonomy places the organism in Eukaryota, Metazoa, Arthropoda, Insecta, Hymenoptera, Encyrtidae. The record is from RefSeq and is a predicted model, not a curated record. Gene Ontology annotation, cellular component: plasma membrane. Gene Ontology annotation, molecular function: odorant binding; olfactory receptor activity.